Messenger RNA from Cuscuta campestris, 1083 nucleotides. NCBI's taxonomy places the organism in Eukaryota, Viridiplantae, Streptophyta, Magnoliopsida, Solanales, Convolvulaceae. The record is from the annotation of a GenBank genome assembly.
AUGUCCACUGGUUUAUGUAUUCUGGCUGUGGUGCGAUGUCCACUGGUUUAUGUCUUGGAGCUGCGAACUAUGGUGUUAAGCUUGUAACAAAAUGGGCAGUGGAUUUCAAUAGAGAAGCAUGUGAUAGCUUGAGAUGGAAUCAUCCAGAGACGCAGGUCCGAAAUGAAGCUGCUCAGGAUUUUUUGUGCCUUUUCAAGGAAUGGGAACACCUUUGUGUCUCUUGCUCUGUGAUAACAAAAAACUCAGCACCACAUCCUUGCUUGAAUAUUUGUAAUGAAGAAGAAGAAGAAGAAGGGACUACAAGUGAUACAGACAAUGAAGUAUAUGAAGUUGAACAAGUAUUAGAAAAUUUCUUUGGGGAUCCAAAGAAAACUGGAAAGUCUGGAUUGCACUUCAAGAUACGUUGGAAAGGUUAUGGCGAAGCUGAUGACACAUGGGAACGCAUUGAGGGUCUGAGUGGUUGUGAGCAGAAAAUGAAGGAGUUCAUUGAGAAUGGGUUUAAAGCAAGUAAAGACAAUUAUAUUUGUAAAAUCGUUGAGAUGUUUGAGGAUUUAUUUGGAAUGCGUUAUUUCAUGGCUCAAUGGUUCUACCGAGCUAAGGACACUGUUAUUAAAUCACUUGACAAGUUCAUUGAGAGCAAGCGUGUUUUCUUAUCCGAAGUUAAGGAUGAUAAUCUCAUCGAUUGCCUUGUUCGAAAGUUGAAUAUAGUUUGCUUUCCUCCCAAUGAGAAUAUCAAGUCUAUAGAAAGGAUCCCACUUGAGUGCGACUUUUAUAUUGAUAUGAUGUAUCAUGUACCUUAUUCAACAUUUAUAAGCUUUCCACAUGCUGAAGCUGUCAGAGAAUUGGAUUCAAUUAUGUCUAGUGAAAGUAGCACCGCAGAAAUAAAAGAACAUGUAUACGAAAACACCCUCCUUGAUUUGUAUUCUGGCUGUGGUGCGAUGUCCACUGGUUUAUGUCUUGGAGCUGCGAACUAUGGUGUUAAGCUUGUAACAAAUGGGCAGUGGAUUUCAAUAGAGAAGCAUGUGAUAGCUUGAGAUGGAAUCAUCCAGCGACGCAGGUCCGAAAUGAAGCUGCUCAGGAUUU